Stylophora pistillata is the source of this 1806-nucleotide messenger RNA. RefSeq names its product adhesion G protein-coupled receptor L4. Gene Ontology annotation, cellular component: plasma membrane. The record is from RefSeq and is a predicted model, not a curated record. Gene Ontology annotation, biological process: G protein-coupled receptor signaling pathway; cell surface receptor signaling pathway. NCBI's taxonomy places the organism in Eukaryota, Metazoa, Cnidaria, Anthozoa, Scleractinia, Pocilloporidae. Gene Ontology annotation, molecular function: G protein-coupled receptor activity.
GUCGCUAUGUAUCCAAAACCGAAGAAAUUGCGAGAAAGUGUAAUCUUGAAGUUCAGAGACUUAAAGGGAGUGGAAGGACGUAAGAUCUGCGUCAGACGGAUUUUCAGAAGAGGGAUGUCAUCCUGUUACGUCGGAAAGAAACUCAGAAGAAACAAUUUGUAGUUGCAAUCAUUUGACACACUUUGCUGUUUUAGUGGACUACAACAGCGACCUAAAGGUAAUGAAUUCAUUUAUCCUUCAGCUCAAGCAUUGUUUUAAAAUACAAACGCGUUAGGGUAAUAAGUGUAUGUUUAGUUGCUCUUUAUGACAUUUAUGACGCAGCUCACAGGGGAGGAUGAAACUAUUCUGGAAAAUAUUACCUACGUGGGAUUAAGCCUUUCCAUUGUUGGGAUACUUUUGACAAUUAUUCUAUAUUCGUUCCUCACAGAUGUACGUGAGCCUCUGUCUCAAAUACAACUUAGUCUUUCUGUGUCCCUCGGAGCUGGACAAAUGAUCUUUCUCGCCGGUAUAAACGCCACAGAAAAUACGGCUGCCUGUGUUACAGCAGCAGUAUUCAUGCAGUAUUUUAUGAUGGCCGCUUUCUUUUGGAUGCUGGUUGAGGGAGUUUACCUUUACCUGCUCGUUGUGAAAGCUUUCAACAUAUAUGAAAAGAUGCACAUGUAUCACGUCAUGUCAUGGGGUUCGCCCAUCAUCGUUAUCGGCAUUUCACUUUUUAUUACUGCUGGAAAAGGUGGACUUCAAAGUUAUACCAGCGAUAAAUAUUGUUGGCUCUCCUCCACUAACAAUCUCAUCUGGAUACUCAUCUCAUUUGUGGUGUUCAUUAAAGUUCUCAACAUUUUUAUACUCGUCCAAGUCAUAAGGGAGAUGACCACACUUGUGCAACCUUUGGGGAAAUACAACCAUAUUCAGCAAAUAAGACUUGACAUAAAAACAUGCGCGGUGAUGGUUCCCCUGUUGGGCUUUACGUGGCUAUUUGGUCUUUUUUUACCAAUACACAAAGCUUUUGCUUAUAUUUUCACCAUCUUUAACUCUAUGCAGGGUUUCCUAAUUUUCGCCUUUCAUUGUGUGCGAAACAGCCAGAUCAGAGAGCAAUUUAAAAGGAAGAUGAACACUAUUUUUCCAUCUACUGCAGAUCAUGGAGACUCCAUAAAGAAAUCCACAAAAAUUAAUCCAAGUGGUGUCAGCGAUAUGCGAGCAAUUGAAUUGCAGUAAUUCUAUGAUUAGAUGUAUAAUUAAAAAAAGAGUCAAUUGACGUUUGGUAAUGCGCUGUCACUUAAUAUAACAGAGUGGAUGAAGGUAGAUCGAUGCUCAGUCUAGUUGUGUCAGUGAAGUUAGCUGGGUCGUUCUGAUUAUUGCGACAUGUCUUAAAUGAGAUAACUAUAAUGUUAACCCUUUACCAUUAAGCGCGCUCUAAAGUAGUGAACAAAUAGUUUGGCUAGAAAUGAAAAAUUUGGAUGUGCCCUUUUGCCUUCUAAGUAUUUUAGAUGUAAACAAACGCAUCUUUUAGAUCUUAGACUUUGCUUGUAUGAUAUCCAGCUUAUCGUUAUGAAUAUUAAACACUCUACCAUCCCGUCCAAUCAGAGAAUAAUUACAUUAACAGAAACAUCCGUAUCGAUACGAUCUAGAAAAAUGUCUAAACAUGGACAAUCUAAAAAUAUUUUUUUUACAUGUAUUAAGUUGCUUCUUGUGUGGCUUGUCAGAUACAUGAAUCUUCAGGAAUAGCAAAUGACGUGAGCAGUAGCUCGUUUGGUCCAUAGAGAAGCAGUGCUGAGCAACGUUUCGUCGAUAUAAAAACCAGGGUGGGAG